Molecule: messenger RNA, 4545 nt
Organism: Sebastes umbrosus (honeycomb rockfish)
Lineage: Eukaryota; Metazoa; Chordata; Actinopteri; Perciformes; Sebastidae
Gene: maco1b
Product: macoilin 1b
Exons: 11
Coding region: 361-2418 (685 amino acids)
Biological process (GO): neuronal signal transduction
Cellular component (GO): rough endoplasmic reticulum membrane
Source: RefSeq, a predicted model, not a curated record
AGAGCAGAGCUCCGGAGCCACGGUGAAUGGCUCCUCUCUGUAUCCGUCACACAGAGACUCCUCGGCGGGUAGACUUGAUUGGAUGUACCAGCCGUCUGACAAGCGGACGUACAUGAAAUCCAGCUGGGUUUAUUGAGUCUGCGCUAACAGAAAAAGAGGAGGUUCCUCUGAAUAAGAGUCCUUUAUUUAUUUCUUUGUUUCCAGUAGAGGGAAGAAUAACAAUAAUAACAGCGACACACACACACACAUAUAUAUAUAACCGCAAGGCACUUCAUUUUAUUAUUAUCUUUGUCCGCAUACAAGAAGAAAACUGGAUCAGAUUACAGUGGUUAGUCGCAGGCCGAAGCCAAGAGGAGGAGGAUGAAGCGGCGCAAUGCGGACUGCAGCAAACUCCGACGGCCGGUGAAACGGAACCGGAUCACUGAGGGGAUCUACGGCAGUACCUUCCUGUACCUGAAGUUCCUGGUGGUGUGGGCACUGGUGCUACUGGCAGACUUUGUAUUGGAGUUCAGGUUUGAGUACCUCUGGCCGUUCUGGCUCUUCAUCCGGAGUGUGUACGACUCCUUUAGAUACCAGGGGCUGGCCUUCUCAGUAUUCUUUGUGUGUGUGGCGUUUACCUCGGACAUCAUUUGCCUCCUCUUCAUCCCAGUGCAAUGGCUAUUCUUCGCUGCCAGUACUUAUGUGUGGGUGCAGUAUGUUUGGCACACAGAGAGAGGUGUCUGUCUGCCCACCGUGUCGCUAUGGAUACUCUUUGUGUACAUAGAGGCAGCCAUCAGAUUCAAAGACCUGAAGAAUUUCCAUGUGGACUUGUGUCGUCCUUUUGCUGCACACUGCAUUGGCUACCCAGUGGUCACGCUGGGCUUCGGCUUCAAGAGCUACGUAAGCUAUAAGAUGCGCCUCCGGAAGCAGAAGGAGGUACAGAAGGAGAACGAGUUUUACAUGCAGCUCCUGCAGCAGGCUCUGCCUCCAGAGCAACAAAUGCUUCAGAGGCAAGAGCGAGAAGCAGAAGAAGCAGCAGCAGCAGCUAAAGGAAUAUCUGAAGUGGACACACCUCCAGUGUCACAGAAUGGCGCCCCAGCCAAUAAAAAGACAUCGGCACCGCUGCCGGAGUUAGAGUAUAGAGAAAAAGGGAAAGAGGGAAAGGGCGGCGGGGAGGCUAAAAAGCAGCACAACAGCAACAGCAUCCUGCCAUCAUCAGUGGACUCUAAACUCCAAGAGAUGGAGUAUAUGGAGAACCAUAUGAACAACAAGAGACUGACCACAGAGCUGGGCAGCACAGAGAACCUGUUGCUUAAAGAGGACAACAAUUCCUCCUGCUCCUCCUCAUCCUCCUCCUCCUCCAAAAACUACAAAAACGCCAGCAGCAACGCGGCGACGGUCAACUCCUCGCCACGCGGCCACAGCGCCACCAACGGCAGCGUGCCCUCCUCCGCACCGCCAUCCUCCUCUUCCACGGGGAAGAACGAGAAGAAGCACAAGAUAGCAGUGGGGAAGGGGACGUCGGGCGGCUCCCACAGGGAUCCAACAGACAACUGUAUCCCCAACAACCAGCUGAGCAAGCCAGAAGCACUUGUUAGAUUGGAGCAGGAUGUGAAGAAACUGAAGGCAGACCUGCAGGCCAGCCGGCAGGUUGAGCAGGACCUGCGCAGCCAGAUUGGCUCGCUGGGCAGCGCUGAGCGCUCCAUACGCACUGAGCUGGGCCAACUGCGCCAGGAGAACGAGCUGCUGCAGAACAAGCUCCAUAAUGCUGUGCAGGCAAAGCAAAAGGACAAACAGGCAGUGGGCCAACUGGAGAAGAGGCUCAAAGCAGAGCAGGAGGCUCGAGCCAACGCCGAGAAACAGCUCGCAGACGAAAAGAAGCGAAAGAAGUUAGAGGAGGCCACAGCAGCCAGAGCAGUAGCACUAGCAGCGGCAUCCAGAGGGGAGUGCACAGACACGCUGCGGCGGCGGAUCACUGAAUUAGAAACAGAGUGUAAGAAACUAACAAUGGACAUCAAGCUAAAGGAGGACCAGAUCAGAGAGCUGGAAUUGAAAGUUCAGGAGCUUCAUAAAUAUAAGGAGAAUGAAAAAGACACAGAGGUGCUGAUGUCGGCGCUGUCAGCCAUGCAGGACAAGACCCAGCACCUGGAGAACAGUCUGAGUGCAGAGACCAGGAUCAAACUGGACCUCUUCUCUGCGCUGGGAGACGCCAAGAGACAGCUGGAGAUUGCACAAGGUCAGAUCCUGCAGAAGGACCAGGAGAUAAAAGAUCUGAAGCAGAAGAUAGCCGAAGUGAUGGCCGUCAUGCCCAGCAUCUCCUACACAGCCGACACCAGCAGCAUGAGCCCCGUGACCCCCCACUACUCCUCCAAGUUCAUGGACACCAAUCCCUCCGGCCUCGACCCCAACGCCUCCGUUUACCAGCCACUCAAAAAGUGAACGCUUCGUCCCGCCCUUUCCCACUGCCUCCAUCCUCCCCAUCAAUUUUUAUUUUUUUCCUGCAGGCCACACCACCUUCCAAUCUGCUCGGCACGUCUGCGGCUGAGAACUUUGUUUUUUCUCUUGGGUUUUUAUUUUCUCUCCUCGCCAGGUCAGAAGGAUGUCGUAUUGUGUGACUGUAUUUGUUGUAGUUAAAACAAAAGACAAAAAAAACUUUAAACGGACAUCACAUGUCAACUAGGAAGUCCCAGAUUUUUUUUUUUUCUCUUAAGUGUCUAGUGAAACCUCACAGAAUCGGGUAUGUAUCUUCAUCUCAAGGGUGUUGCUCUCCCUUUCCCACCACCGCCACCACCACUGCAACCACCUGCAACCAGUUACCUGCUCUUUGGUCCUGGGGAAUAGCUGCUUUAUUAUUUGAUUUUUGCCUCCUAAAACUUGGAAAACAGAGUUCUCCUUUAUCACACACAGCCUGACUUGUAUCUCAGUUUCUUUUGACAAAUUGUUUUUCUCCCAGGGUAGUAAGGCAACAUCUGUACAACCAGAGGAAUGUAGUGCAAAGUUGGCACAGACUCUCACCGCUUGUUAUGUUUAAUUUAUUUUUUUAAGACAUCAAGUUAACCCUGCUCUCAGCUCGCUUCGGGAUUUGAUGGUAAAUAGUUUUUAAAGUGUAUUGUGUGGUUCUCAUUUGUUCACUCUUUAAGAUUCAAGUGUUGAUUGCAACCCGGUUGGUAAAGAUCUUGUGUUAUAAGCGGAAAAACAGAGACCUUAAAAUGAAAUGAACCCAAGCAGCUAUUAAUGUUCAGCAUCUGUGAAAACAGCAAUUUGGUUUCCCCCCUGCUCUAUUUGCUGACUUUUGAGUUUGAGAAAAGAGUGCCCUAAGAGUACUCUGCGUAGUCUUUCAUCAGUUGUCCCGAUCACAGUGCCUUGAGUUGAGGACAUAAGAGUGAGUUUGAUAAUGAGAUACGGCCCCAACCCUUCUGAAUUAGUUGUGAAGCAUCUGGCUAAGCUGGAAAGGAUAAGAAUUUGACCUGGCUUUGUGAAGUGGGACAAAGUUGCCUUCAGACGCCGAUUUGGCUUUUGGGCUCCCUGCUGAUUUCCCAACUGGUAGGAAGCCGCUCCAUCGCGUCCACUCGAGAGCAGCUUUGUCCCUUAUGUAAGUCACAUUAGACGGCACCAAAUUGUACUCCUAUUGUCAGUAUGUCGACGUGAUGUUAGCCACCUCAGAUUCUACCGCUUUCAGGUCUGCGGCUCGUCACAUGUCCACUCACAGAAGCUCAUCUCUACUGCUGUUAAACCCCCCAAAUCCCUCGGUUUAGCUGCUGCCCUUUUUUGAUUUCCAAUUUAAAGUUGCACUCUAGAAAACACAUGCUGAUGUUGGAAAAGGGAAAAUUGUAAAAGAUGGACUGUGCAAUGUAAAACAAAGCUUUGGAAAAUGCCAACUUUAAUAUAGGCAGUUAAAUAAUUUAAUUUAAUUAAAUCCUCCACUUCAGUUCGUGUGCCAAGACGGGGAAUGCUUGUUUCUCUAGUAACGUGUUCAAGAAUGUACCGCAGAUACAUUGGCUGACGUGUUUAUGUCAAAUAUCCAGUUGAAUAUCAGACGUUUCUGUUCAGCAGGUAGAGAAAGUGGUCACCUGUUUGUAGUAGACUGUGUAGUUAAAAAGUAAGGGACUAGAAAGUCACAUUUCUUUUUGUGAAUGUUACAGUAUUUGCAACUGUUGGGGGGGGGGGAAGUGGCUGUUUUAAAACAGUUUUCCUUACUCCUGUUUCUGGUAUUAUUGUUAUUUUCCUGCAGGGAGAAAGUCGCUUGAGUCUGAUGUGGUUUCACCAUCAUCUGAAAAUGGUCAUUGUUGUGCGUGUGGUUUUCACCUACUCUAUAUGGAGAUGCUUCUUUUUUUUUCGCUCAGAUUGCUGUCAUUGGCUCCUGGAAAAAAAAAAAAAUGUUGUGAAAAUUGACAGUUUAGUCAGUUGUUUGGUCAACUGAUUGUCGGAAGUAUAGAGAAGUGUUUUGUUUUGUUAUUUGUUUUCUAUGCCCACAGUCACUGCUCUGUUUCUCCCCAGGUCUGACCUUGGCUAUGCUCUCGCUCUGUGAGGUUUACAAGGAAUAAACAUUUUUUUCUUGCAAAUUGA